AUGAACACCAUUCCCGAUCACGAGCAACACCAACUCCUAUCCUCCCCUCCCGCGCACGCCCGCCACCGCCACCCCCACCUCCGCAGCCGCCUCUCCCGACCCAAGGCCUACCUCACCCUGUCCGCCAUCUCGGCCUUCAUCCUCGGCUACAUCUCCCACUCCCACAUCUCCGAGCCCGCCCGGGACCUCUCCCACCACAACUACUUCUCGGGCCGCUGCUCUAGCCCGGUCCACCCUACCCAGGCCCGCCAGACCAUCAUCGACCGGGUCUUUAAUGGAACCUCCCCAUGGGACGGCUUCCCACCGCCCCACGUGAGCCCCCACCUCCACAUGCAGUGGACAAAGGGCUGGGGGUCCACCACCCCCGUCUUCAACAACCUCAUCCGCCAGGCCCGGCCCGACACCAUCAUCGAGGUCGGCACCUUCCUCGGUGCGUCCUCCAUCCACAUGGCCGGCCUGGCCCGCAGGCUUGGGCUGGACGCCCAAAUCAUAUGCAUCGACGACUUCAGGGGCUGGCCCGGGUACUACGACGACGAGAAGAGCCUGAAGAUGGUGAAUGGUGAUAGCAUGCUUUUGUACCAGUUCAUGCAGAACGUGGUCAGUGCUAACGAGACGGGCUCCAUUAUUUUUUUGCCGUUUUCGGCUGGGACGGCCCUCAAUGGCCUGUGCGAGUGGGGGGUGUAUGGGGACCUGGUGGAGGUGGACGCGGCACAUGAUUUCCACUCAGCAUGGACCGACAUAAACCGAGCCUACAAGGUGGUCAGGCCCGGUGGGGUGCUGUUUGGGCACGACUAUGCGUGGGAUGGGGUCCGGGCUGCCGUGCACCUUUUCGCAAGGUUGAAGGGUUUCCGGGUCAGGUUAGACGGGGAGCACUGGGGCAGCCCCAAUCAAUGUAGCCCACCGAUACCAACAAUAGAAAUCGAUCGGACCCAGGCGUGCACUUGCUGUGAGACUCCAACCCCAAACAGCCGCCAAGACAAAGCUCGGAACCGACGACUUUGGAGAAACCCGCGACUAGCCGGAAAACCCCCUCCCCCAGCCAUGGCCACCGCGAACACAGAGAGGCGCCACACCCGAAGAGGGCCCGUCAGGACGCCAGCCCUCCACCACCGAUUCGAAUCAGUAUGA
Striga hermonthica is the source of this 1128-nucleotide messenger RNA. NCBI's taxonomy places the organism in Eukaryota, Viridiplantae, Streptophyta, Magnoliopsida, Lamiales, Orobanchaceae. The record is from the annotation of a GenBank genome assembly.